GGUGGAAUGAUGAUGAUGAUGGAUGGAAGGUGGGAGGGAGGGGUUGAGGGGUAAAGUUUAAGGGCGGGAAAAGAAAAGUGUCUCCUUGUUUUCUGGAACGACGCUUUUCGCCGAGCCUGAUAGCCGUGUCGGCGCCUUGUAGACAAACGCUGUUGUGUCUGCUGCGACAAGAUAUUGAACAGCAGGCCCUGCCUCUCUCCCUCCCCACUGCCAGCGUGCGUGCGGCGGUGCACGUGCGUGUGUGUGGCGAUACGAAAGGUUAUAACUAGUCGCGGCUCUUCACCGCCGCCGUCAGUCGACAUCGCGGAGCGAAAGACAGAACGCGAGAAGGCGACGCGGCAAGAACGCGACGCGGGGCGCACAGCCCACAAACACGCACGCACGGCACGCACGCAGUCAGGCGCGUCAUGCGCGAGCGCUGGCGGGGCCGCGGCAGGUAAAAGGUAAGGGACGACGCAGCGUGAGGCAAUGGACCCGCAGUUAUCACCUGACGUGAGCAUCGUGGAGGUACGCGCGGCAAGCUGCGCUUUCGCUUGCGCCGCCGCCUCGGCCACCACCGCCGCUGCCGCUGCCGCCUGCCCACAGGUCAGCACCGCUUUCGCCGCUCACCCCCAGAGCCUGUCCCCCUCGCAUGGAGGUCGCACGGUGCAAAGUCCAGGUCAGGAGCGUUAUCUGCCAACGAAUCACGGUCAUCAGACUCAUCACCAUCAUCAUCAACAACAACAACAUCAGCAGCAGAUAUCGCCACCGCAGCAACUCCACCUGGCGCUGGGGUCAUCACGCGGGGUCGACGUGGCAUGCUGGAUUCAAAACUCGGCCGCUGCACAGCCCACCGUGGCCACCACGGACACCAGCACCCACCCGACCCCUGCCGCACACCCUCUUCCGACAUCCAGCAGCGGCACGACGAGGCUGUGUCAGCAGCAACAGACAUCCUCUGCUGUCCCGCAACAACAACAACACGUGUGGCAUCUACAACCCCACCAACAAGUUCACAACCACCAGCUGGCGUCGGCACCCCUCUCGCACCGACCCCGGGGGGAUGAACCGCCACGCCACUGCAGCGCCGGGGAGGGGCCACCCAAGUUCCCUCACCCGGCGCCUUUCCCGCCCCACGGCGCCAACAACGGAUUCUACCCCUCUGGGGAGUGUUCUUGGGGGACUCGAACCUCUUCCCUCAGUGCCAACCACGUGACAGCUCCGAAUGUAGGAGGUCGAGAGGGUGGUGUGCGAGGAUAUCCCCCUUCCUCCAUGCCAGUGCUGCUGGAGGGGGCUCGCUGGACUGUGGGGUCGGAGCAGCAGUCACCUCCUUCCUUGCCGCAGCCGAGUUUUGGUGGACAGGUCAUCGGCCCGGCGUCCGUGAGGUCAGAGCCACCCCAGGGCAGUGGCGCGGGGCCAGGCUUUGGAAAAGGAGGAGUGAUUGGCGGCAGCAGUUCGCUGGCUACCAAUACAGGCUUUAACCAGGGUUCGAACCCUGUAAAAGGACAGUAUCCCUGCGUGGGGCAGAUGGGUAGUGGAGGAGCGGUUGCCAUGACGACAAGCCAGCCUAGCAACGCUUCAGAGUGGCAACUUUACAACGUUCUCAAGCGGGCGAAUCUGCUUCAAUAUUAUGACACUUUUAUCGCGCAAGGAGGAGACGAUGUGCAGCAGUUGUGUGAAGCUGGAGAGGAUGAAUUCUUGGAAAUUAUGGCACUGGUUGGAAUGGCAGCAAAACCCUUGCAUGUUCGCCGUCUUCAGAAAGCUCUGCAGGAAUGGGUGGCCAACCCAGCAGCUCUGGAAGCAAAUGCAUCUGCUGGGUAUCCAGUGGUUCCUCUCACAGGCCCAGCACCAGGCAGCAUCAGUGCAGUGGUCCGUGACUGUGUCAACCUUCAGACCCAUCCUCCCCAGACCAGCCAGGCUAUUGUGUCUGCUACUACCUGGACACCACAGCCCCCACCACCUCCUCGCAGCAUCAGCCCCUCUGAAAGCAUCCCAAGCCCAUCAUCUGUGUCCAUCGGUCCAGAUGGCAAAGAGGACCGAGGUAGUUCACCCAUGUUGCAGCCAGUGUUAAUUGAGAGCCAGAUCAAGGCCAUCGCCAUGGCAGCCAGUUCCCUGGCCAAACAGCUUCCCUACUUUGAGCCAAAGGACCUCAAUGCCAAGAAGCCAAUCAACCGCGAAAUACAGAAUCUAAUGACAUCGCAAGAUGACCACCCAAACAGAAUUGAAGAACUCAGAAAAUAUGCUGCAAUUUAUGGACGAUUUGAUUCCAAAAGGAAAAAUGACCGUCCUAUGUCUCUGCAUGAGAUUUCUGUGAAUGAAGCUGCAGCUCAGUUGUGCCUGCAUUGUCCAGCUCUGUUGACACGCCGCGAAGAUCUUUUCCCUUUGGCACGACAGGUUGUGAGAGACAGUGGUUACCAAUACUCUAAAGGACAUUCCAGGGCUGCUGAUGUGGUUGUGUCAACUAAAAAGGCUCGGCUAGAUCCUGUAUUUCAACGACAUUUGGAUGCAUCAUUUGGAUGCAAACAGGUCAAACAAGAGUUUGACAAGGAUUCUCGUGAGGAGAGAAUGAGUGCUGUGGCCCAGGAACUGGCGUCCAUCCGGCAGCAUAAGGAGCAAGUGCAGGCAGAGCUGGCCACAGCGCGGGAGGAGGAGGACUUCUUUCAGACUCAGAAGCUGAAGUCGGAGCUGGACAGCCUGACCUCACAGCAGCUGCAGGUGCUGCAGGAACACAGCGACCUUCUUCGUCAGCCACACUCCCGGCACAGCAGAUCCAACUUUUCUAAACAAAGUGAAGGCGGUGACCAGAACAAAGAUGACCCAUCGGCAGCUAGUGGCAGCUCCUCACCCAUUUCAGACUCCAAUGAUAGCUUUAACCCAUUCUCCUCCAUACCACUUGAUUCACUGUACGCAGCAAUACGAAACACCAAUGGAACUCUGUUUGAGGAAGGGCUGCGGAUCGCACAGCAGUAUGGCAUGGCUGAAUUCGCCAAGGAGCUCAAGGAGUUGCAGCAGCAGCGGCAGAGCAACAGCCCAGAGGACAGUGGCAUGGGUGGUGUCAAAGAACUUGACCAACCCUUCGAGCUGCGAGAGAUCAAGAAUGAACCAGACGCUGGCACGGACCCGGAGGUGAUCUCUGAUGAAAGCUCACAUCCGAGUGCAGAGGGAUCAGUGGUCAUCAAGCGAGAGACUUCUUCUAAACGUUCCACAUCAUUAUCCCCCUCAAUAAUCACAGAAAAUGGCACUCAGGCCACUCUGACUCAGCCUUUAAGAUCGGCCAGUGCCAGCCCCUUGAAAUCAAGGGGAGAGAAGCCAGAGCUGAAGAGAAAGGGAGAGAACUUGGAAAUGCUACCCACUAGACCGCCAUCACGACGCAGCCGGUCAAACCAUAAUGGUGGUUUGUGUGGUAGCAUGGCUUAAAUUUUGUUUAAUAUGUUAAAAGAGGCUGUUCCUAUUGAGCCGUGCUCCUUUUCAAAAAAAAAAAUUUUCCAUAAUUGGUUUGUGGUUAAAAAUCCAAUGGCAGUUACAUAAAAGUUUAAAAAAAAAAGAAAAUUUAACUUAACUGCAAUCAGACAUUUACUACCACUAAAGCAAGAUCUUAUGCUGUAUAGUAAGUCACGUGAGCAUUCGCAGUUUUCUGCAGGUACAGAGACUGUUCCUUUCAUAAUCAUUAUUUAUAUAAAUUUCACAGCCUUUGUGUUGUUCUGUUUUAAAAACUUUUAUUUUUCAUUGUCCAUUCCAUCAUAUGACUCCAUUUGUUUUGUUCAAAAAUUUGGUUUGUUAAGUAAAUUUUGUUACUUGCACGUUUUGAGCUUCCUCUCACCUUUUAUGAAAAAAAAAACCAUGUUUCAUCAUAAUUACAUUAUCUUAGUGUUUGACAUGUUAUAAUUAAUCUUGACUGACCCCUUUCCCUACCUUAGUCUCAUAAUGUUUGUGAUCAGGUGAAAAAGCUCAGUGAUUUGAGGUAUUUCUUUACGCAGCCCGUACUGUCGUAAUCAUCUUGAGCAUAAUUAUGUUGUAUGUACAACUAUGUCUUUUGUUUUUCCCCCUCGAUGGAACCAUUGCUCUUGGCAAAAUGCUUCGUCAAGGUAGCGGUGGGAUGUAACGCUUCAAUUCUCAUGUUGAACAACAUUCAGUCAUGUGUAAGGACAGAAACAGAUAUGAUGCUGAUGCCACCACUUUCAGCAAUGAGAAGGAAAAUAUGGCUUGUGUAUGUGUGGGGACUCAUGCACGUGUGUGAGUGUGUGCUUGCAAAUGUAUUGCUUGUUUUGUGUUAGCCCUUCAACAUUACUUUUGUGCAGCAUGUGUCCUGGCAUGCUAGUCAUUUUCUUGACAAGCGUUUUUCUCACCACCUAUGUUUUUCUGUGUCAUGAGUUUUGAGGUGAAGUAUCAAAUCUCCAUAUCACUUAUCUAAGAGACUAUUUAUUAUUGAAAAUUGUGAACAUACCUUGCAAUACACUUAAAGAUACUUGUAACUGACAGUAAAUAACAGUACCAUUGAUGGGCAUGCAAUCUCCCUCCCUAUCUGUGUAACCUACUUUCAUGAUACUAUUGAGUUCACUCUGCAACAUGUAACAUUCCAUUUUGGCAGAUACUUUAUGUUGAUGCAAAGCUCUCGAACAACUGUUUUCGUGGCGUCUGGUGCCUUCCCAAAGACUGGGUCUAUUUUUGUAACCUGAUGUUUCUUUUGCCUACAGACCAUGCAGUGCUUGCCAGGUCGGUGUGUAUUGUGAAGCACCAUCCUCCUGCUGGGCUAACCUAUCACACUAUCCUACUCACAUUUUUUUUAAGGCAUGUCGCAUAGACUUGAGGAUUGCAGAUGAAAAAAAGUAGUCUUUGUUCAAGAACUGUUUGCAUACAAGGAUUUUGGCAUGACUAUAUUUGCUUGCAAUCUUCACCUCUAUAUGACAAGCUACCAUUGGGCCAUCAUAAAGUGGCCCACAUCACACACCCCAUCAUAAAUAGCAUCUGAUCUUCAACGUUCUCUGCAGCAUUUUUUUGUGUGGGCAUUUCAUCUCGUCUACCUUGAUUGUGCUUCAUGUGUCACAGCAUCCAAGCGACCUCUUUGUUCAAUAUAGUCAUGCAAUUUUAACACUGCAAGACCCCAUAAUCCCAAGUGUAAAAUGUAUCUUAGAAAUAUGAUUUGUAAAUGAUUAUCUUAUAAUCUGCACUCUUAGCAGUCUUGUAUGUUGAUGCAACAGUGAAAAAUGCUUGAGAGUUGUAGGGUUUAAAAGAAGGGAAGGGUGGGUGGGCCCACAACUGUUGAGACAAAAAGUUUGUUAAAUAGUUUUUUCACUUUUAAAUGCUUCAUAUACUUUAGCAUGUAAAAGAUGGUAAAAGAUAUGCUAAUUACUUCAAAGACACAGAUCCUUAUUAAUACUCAAAUUGUCAGUUCAGCUGCUCUGCACAGCACAACUUAAUCACAGGUAUGAAAGCACGGUCAUGUUCUCAGCACUCAAGUUUUGAGUCUAAGUGGGGUUUGAAGUAUCUGCAUGCGUGUGAGUGAAAGAGACAGAAUUAUUUGUGUACUUGAAAUGUUUAUAAGCAUGCUGCAGUGCCUGAUAAAGAAGAGAAAUUUACAUGACUGCCUCUAUUGCUGUACAUGUAUUUCUGUGCACUUCAGUGAGUGUCCCUUUAAAGGAUUUUCUGUUGAUAAAAAGAAUCUGUCAUUGCUGUUUAUCAGAGUGCAUAGGAGAUGUCAUUCGGUAAACAUGAUUUGUGAAGAUUUUGUGAAGGCACAGCAAGCACAACUACCAUGUAAAAGCUAUUGCCUAAUGUCCCUCUGAAAAGUGUUCUGUUGAAAUAGGCAUCAUGGCAGGAAAACGUUUUCACGGAGCAGAUGACUGUUUCACAAUCAUGGGGAAUGGACCAGUUCUCACACCUGUUGCACCUAUCUUUACAGCCAGCAGCUGUAGCAUAAAAUGCCACAGAGCUGUUUCUUACUGUGUUUUGUCAUUCCAUAAUUCCAUUCGCUUAUCUGUCACCAGAAGUGCUUGGUUGUGCUCCUACCAUAACCUGUUCCAUCAGUUGGUACCCUGUGACCACAGUCAGCUGUGAGGUGGACAAUAAACAGGGUCCUUUCUAUUAUUUGCUUUUUAAUUUAGUUUUUUUGUAAUGAGGGUGGGAGGGUAAAAAGUCAAGAACGUUGUACACACUCAUAAUUAUGGAAUUGUUCAUUUGAAAUGUGACAUUGUCAUUCAAAGUACAAAGUUCACCAUUUGCAGAAAUCAAUUUUCCAUGCCUUAGUCCACAAAACAGUACAUGCUUAAUUACAAUAAGGGACUGUCAAAGGUAUUUCAGUAUAUUCUUAAUUUAUUAAUCAUUCACACCAGGCACAAAGCUUUGCUGUAAUUUUGUGUGUAAAAUCAAGACAAGCCCUGAUGUUUUUAAGCUAUAUUCUUGGUUAGGUGAACACACCAAGGAAAAAGGUAACAGUAAACAGACUGUGCACUUGCUGUUAUCAACUCCAAAGCAAAAGACGUGAAAAUAAUUGUUGUCACAGAUCAGACUAAUGGCAUACAAUGGAGAGGAGGGCAAUGCAGACUGGCACCCAAAAACAAGACCCAAUAGAAGAGAAUACCAUUGGUACCACAAGGCUGUAGUCACCUCCCAGAUUUGUCAUAUUUCUCCCCAAGUUUUGCAUGAAUUGUACAACUCUUAGGACAUCAGAACACAAUAACAAACAACUCCUAUGUACUCCAUGUUUGGCAGGAAAAAGGCACAGGAGGAGUCCUAUUUACAGUCCCAGUUCAAAUAAUGCUAUUAACUUACACCAUGAAGAACAAUUCUCAGAGGAAAGACUGCUUCGGAAAUAGAACCUCUAUAUAAAACCCUGUAUUUUCAAAAUAUCUGUAAGAAGUGGCAAAGCAGUUCCCGACACUUGGCUUCAGUGAACAGUCUGUAGGUUCACUCAGUACAUUUGACAAUUAGGCAAUCCACACCCUCCUGCCUACAACAAAUGUACGCAAAUCUGAACAAAAAGUCAUCAUAUGAACAAAAUGAGAAUGGAAAUAAUUUAUUAUGUUGAGAAACUGUUAUCUAUAUCAACACCAUCCUCGAUCUCUGUUAUUAUUUUUCCUCAAAGUGCAAAUAGGUAUCACUGGCUGAAAAUUUCUGACAAAAAAAAUCAAGAACACUGCUGACAAUACAAGCACAGGAUAUUAUUUUGUGCAUCAAGUCAUGUAAGCAUUAUUUUAAUCAAAACAUAUAGCUGAAUUGUUUUUAUAUAUCUAGUUAUGUACAUCAAAGAUGAUUUACAUCAGAAAGAAAUAGUAUAAAUUUUCUGUACAUGUGGUAUAGCUUGAUAAACACAAUCCAAAAGCUCACCAACCACUUAAUCAUUAUGGCAACAGUCUGCCACAGACAAUGAAGCAAAUAAGCUACAUGAAUGCAAUGGCAGGGGUUGAGUGGAGGGGUAAAACAAAAACCAGAGGACUGACAAAUGGAUGUGGGUGGAAAUUCGGGGAAUGAAAUGGGCAGACAGGACGGCACCAGGAUGAAACAGUUGAUACUCAAGCCAAUCUCUCACUCUAGCUCUUCAUGUAAUAUCUUGAAAUUUCCAUCAUAAUCCCACCUCCAUUACCACUAACUCAUUUCCGAAAAAAAAAAAAA
This is a messenger RNA of Pomacea canaliculata, 7587 nucleotides long. Its product is annotated as NGFI-A-binding protein 1-like. NCBI's taxonomy places the organism in Eukaryota, Metazoa, Mollusca, Gastropoda, Architaenioglossa, Ampullariidae. The record is from RefSeq and is a predicted model, not a curated record. The coding region runs from base 469 to 3396 and encodes 975 amino acids. The transcript has 11 exons. Gene Ontology annotation, cellular component: nucleus. Gene Ontology annotation, molecular function: transcription factor binding; transcription coregulator activity. Gene Ontology annotation, biological process: negative regulation of DNA-templated transcription.